Labeo rohita (rohu) is the source of this 4852-nucleotide messenger RNA. RefSeq lists its product as uncharacterized. The transcript has 19 exons. The record is from RefSeq and is a predicted model, not a curated record. The coding region runs from base 231 to 2690 and encodes 819 amino acids. Gene Ontology annotation, molecular function: ATP binding; protein binding; ATP hydrolysis activity. NCBI's taxonomy places the organism in Eukaryota, Metazoa, Chordata, Actinopteri, Cypriniformes, Cyprinidae.
CUUUCAGGCAAGUUAGUCAGCCAUGUAUCCAGCUGUCUACUGCUGUAGAAAUGUGUUGAAUUUAAAAGUCACAUUAUUUGUUGUCGGGAGUGUCGUUCUACGUGCUAAUAACCUCAUCUUAACGCCAAAAAGUGGAUGUUUUAACUACCGCUACUCUUAUCUGUGACAGACGUCCGACAUUCUGUAAAAUCCUGCUAUACGAAGGAACCGUUGAGAGAUUUUAUCAAACGAUGUCGCACAGCACAUACAAUACACUCUGGUCUGAAGCCCAUGAGGAGCUCAGUUGUUUGCUGGAUGAAGAACUCCCAGAAGAACCUCUCCGUCCUGAGAGAGACAGAGUGGUGUUCUUCCAAAGGCUCGCCAGCUUCUAUGUCCGCUAUGUGCAGAUGUUCAGACAGCUGGAAGAGGCCUACGACCAAAGCGUUCACCCUCAAAAGAGGCGCGUGAUUAGGCAGGUGCUGGACAGUGUGAUGGGCCGAAUUCUGGAGCUCAAGAACGAAAUGGUGGAAAAGGAAUAUUCUGAAUACCACUACAUGGAUGACAUCAUCCAAGACCUGAAGUUAACCCCUGAGGACCUUGAGAUUCCAAUUCCCAGGUAUUUCAUUCGAGAGCGGAACAGAGUGCUGCAGGAUAGAGAAAGAAUGUUCGCUGCUGUAUUGAACCAAAUGGAUGUCACAGAAAAGGCAGGACCUCCUGUAAUGCGCAUGCUGACUCUGGAGAGGGCCAUUAAAGUCAUCCAAGUUGCUGAAAGAGCACGGCAAGGCCGACUGAGGGCAAAAUUCAUGAGAGAGAUUCAUAAAGACUCUGAGAGACAGAGGAAAGCUGAGGAACAAGAGGAAGUUAGCACUGACCAGGCCGCAGUUUGUAUCCAGAAGGUGUGGAGAGGUUUCAUGCAAAGAAAAAUUACAAAAAGGCUGCGUGAGGAGGAAAUGAUAUUUCUUGGAAUGGCCAUGGAUCCAAAACUGUCCAAUCAAUCCCAAAAUGAGCUGGAUGUCCUAAACAAUGAGGCCAACAGGCGAAUUAGGCAAGAGGAACAUGAAGAUGACUAUCAGAAGUCCAUCGGAUCUGUUAUUCAUCAGCUGAGGGAAGUGGAGGGCCCAGAAAUGAAGGAGACCAUGAAAGAUCAGAUCCGACAGUGGUUCAUAGAGUGCCGUGAUGCAACAGGUUCAUUUCCUGACUACCCAGAGGAGGAGGAUGGAGGUUCAGCUCUCAUAUUCGCAGAGAAAACACCUGAGGAGCUGGCAGAAGAACUGGCAGCAAAGGAGGAGGAAGAUGCCAACAAAAAGCCGAAGGGCAAGGAGGAGACGAAAGAAAAAAGAAAGAAAGAGAAAGUCGAUGACGAAGAGGAAGAGCCUGGACUGAAGAUGCUACCAUCUGCCUAUCUGGCAGAUCUUGAGAGGGGACACAAGACAUUUUCUGAGGUUUGGAAAAACAGAAACGAGUCCAAGAAUUUUAGUCAAAGACAUGAGCAGGAGCUGAUCAAGGAGGAGAAAAGAAAAGAGAUUGAGGUGGAAAUAAGAAAACAGGUGGAUGAACUGAUGAGACAGGAACUGGCUAAUUGGAAGCUGGCUGUGGAUAAAGAAAAAAGUGGAAAGGUCAAGGGUGCUGCAAAAAAAAAAAAGGCAUCAAAAAGUGGAAAGAGGAAGAAGAAGGACAAAGACCUUACAGCAGACAGGACCACCGAGUCACUGUUUGAAGAGCUGGUUGAAGAGGAAUUGCUGAAAAAGGCAGAUAAUGUUAAACUAAAAGAUUAUCUAGGGGACUAUAGCUACCUUGGCACAACUCUACGACAGUCUGACAUUGAGCCUAUGCCGUCCUUAUCUGAUGUUCGGCAAGUUGUAGCUCUCUAUGCUGUCUUACCAUUAGGUUCCCAAGCUGUGCAUGAAAAGGCACCCCUGGUGAAGACAAUACUGCUAGUAGGGCCAUCAGGGGUGGGUAAGAAAAUGUUGGUCCAUGCCAUCUGCCAGGAGACUGGAGCCAAUCUGUUUGACCUUUCACCUUUAAACGUGGCUGGGAAAUACCCUGGCAAGAGUGGAUUGCAGAUGAUGCUGCAUCUGGUGUUUAAGGUUGCCAGAUUGAUGCAGCCUUCUGUCAUAUGGAUCGGAGAAGCUGAAAAAAUGUUUUACAAAAAAGUACCGAAAGAUGAGAAGGAGUUAGAUCCGAAGCGUCUGAAAAAAGAUCUACCCAAGAUCCUCAAGUCCAUUAGAGGAGAAGAUUGUGUUUUAAUAGUAGGAACGACAAGUGAUCCACACAGUGCAGACCUGAAAUCCUUGUGCAAAUUCUACAAUAAGAUAAUCCUCAUACCACGGCCAGACUAUGCAUCAAGAUAUGUGAUGUGGAAAGAGCUGAUAAAAAAGAAUGGAGGAGAAGUGACCAGUGACCUGGACCUCAGCUCUCUGGCAAAGAUCUCUGAUGGCUACACACAGGGUCAUAUGGUGCAGGUGGUCCGUAGCAUCUUGACUGAACGGCGCAUUCAGCAAUUUCCUAAACGUCCACUAACUGCCUCAGAGUUUGUGUCUCCGCUUGCAAGAAUCGACCCUGUGUUUCAGGAAGAAGAAGAGGCACUAAAAAACUGGUAUGCCAAGACUCCCCUUGGAAAGAAGAGAAUUAAAGCUGCCUCAGGGAAGGAGGGUGAUGAAGAGCCCCCAAAAACAGGAGGCAAAGGUGGCAAGAAGAAAGGAAAAAAGUAACAAUAUAAGUGUUAACAUGAGCAACCACGGUACCACAUUCCCUGCCUUCACCAAUAAAUGUAUCAAUUUGCUUACGACAUCAUAAUCUUAUGACAGUAUGCUUGUUUUUUAUUCAGUUGUAAAUUAAAUUCCCAAUUGAGGGGUGGAGCUUGUGGCUCUAUAAAUACACAGAUACCAUCUCCAUCAAAGAGGAAAGGCGUAUCUCGUAGUUCAUUUAAGAGUGUAAAAACCAGUGUGAAAAACAUGAUCACAUGGCUUAUCGUAUCUAACACACUGUAUGUCCCCUCAACAAACUGGCAUAUAGCCUGAACAUUUUUGUAACUGACAAAAAAGUGUCAUUGCUAACAUGCUUAAGCCUCAAAAGUAAAGUGUUGUAUAACAAAAAUAAUGGAGAUACAUUAAUCUGUGCAAUAUAACAGAUUAAAUUUAGAUUCAGUUAUUUUAACCAGUAAAAUUCUUAUUGUGGUGAGUUAAAAUGGCACUUAUUUAGGUGUUCCACUAUUUCAUUAAAUUGUAAACCACAAAUGUCCAGCAUUUUUAUAUCUACAGUGUCCCCUAUACAUUACCAUUCAAAAGUUUGUGGUCAGUAAGUCUCUUAUGCUCACCAAAGCUCCAUUUGUUUGAUUGAAAAGUACAGUAAAAACAGUAAUAUUGUAAAAUAUUAUUACACUUUAAAAUAACUGAUUUCUUUUUUAACGGGGACAUCGGGUGCUAAAUUCACUUUUACAUGGUGUUUGCAUAUAAAUGUGUCUUAGCAGUGUGUGGACAUAACCACCGUACAAUUAUCUAUUUUACUUCUUUUUUUAAUCCCUGAAAAACCUAAAGUCUUAAUUAUAUCAAGAUGUUUUGAUUUUCUGAAAAGUAUGAUGUCAUACUGCACAGGUCCCGCCCACGACCACUGACGUACUGUCUUGUAUAGUAGCAUAUUUCCGGCCUCAGCCAGUUGUACGCCAUUUUCUCAGUGCUCAAGCAGCUGUAGUGACAACGUCUCAACAAUUAGCUCAUUAUCAUUUAAAGUGGCUCAUUAUCAUUUAAAGAGCCAUGCACCGAAACAGGUCGCUGUGAACAGAGCUUCUUUUUGACAAGGUAAAUUUUAACCACAGAAUUUUGCAGACAUUUUAUGAGGACCCUAAAGAAUCAUACCAACUUGUGGAAAAUGGGCAUCCGAUGUCACCUUUAAUAUAUUUUAAAAUGUAAUUAUUUCCUUAGAUGACAAAGGAGAGUAUUCAGCAGCCAUUAAUUCAGUCUUCAGUGUCACAUGACCCUUCAGAAAUCAAUUUUUUUUCUUAUAUGCUAAUUUAAUGCUCAAGAAACCUUUCUUAAUAUUACCAGUCCUGAAAACAGUUGUGCUUUUUGUCAAAAACAUGAUAUUUUUUCAGGAUUCUUGAAUGAAUUCUAAAAAUUCUAAAAUAAGUCUAGUUUUAUUAAAAGUAAAAACUAAAUUAAAGGGUUCAUUUUCUUUAAAUAAAAAAGUGUACUGAACCCAAACUAUUGAACGGUAGUGUACAAAUAAGACAUGAGUGUUGUAUUGAUAUUCAAGUUGCACUUUGGUAAGAUCUCCACAAUCACCAGCCUGCUAAAAAUGUGUGCUUUUACUAAUGUUAAGCUAAGAGGUUUCCCUGCAUAAGAAUUCUUCCAGGGUCUGCUAUGGGUUGUCGGGGUCCAUACAUAGAGGUGAAAAGACAGUACGUGCUUCAGAUCAAGGACAACUAAUGGGAGAAGGGGAUUUUGUAGCCCCAGUUAGACAUGUGGAGCUGUGAUUGGUCUGGGCUGAAACUGAGACAGCCCCCCAGACUAGGGUUUAAGGGAUUAUCUCAGAUCAACAAAUGGACAGCCACUCUGUCAAAGCAAUGCAACUCAGUGCUGGUAAACAUGUAGAUCUGCAUAUUUCAUUGAAGUAGAACUUUUGUCCAGUGCAUUCCAAUUUCACAAAGUUAAAAUUAAGGUUUUGGUGCAUCAUUUAACUAAUGAUGCAGGAAUAAGCUGCACAGCAUCAACAUCAUUGAUGUCCAGAAGGUCAUGCUGUUUUCACUCUCACUAUAAUUACACUUACAUUCCAACCGUGUCAUGGGUACUAUGGAUUGAAUUUAGCCAAAUUGCUUUACGUUUAUAUACAUAUAGUUCUAAAGCAUGUUUCUGAUUAUGUGCAUAUAAAAUUGUUU